Molecule: messenger RNA, 1233 nt
Organism: Sinocyclocheilus rhinocerous
Lineage: Eukaryota; Metazoa; Chordata; Actinopteri; Cypriniformes; Cyprinidae
Product: zinc finger BED domain-containing protein 1-like
Exons: 2
Coding region: 10-1170 (386 amino acids)
Source: RefSeq, a predicted model, not a curated record
UUUCGUGCAAUGAUGCAUACAAUGGAUCCACGGUAUAAAAUCCCCUCACGUCGUUUUUUCGCAGAGACAGUAAUACCAAAUCUGUACCAAAGCACCAAAACAACAGUACUGGAGUCGCUGAAAAAAGCAGGUAAAAUAGCAUUGACUUGUGAUGCCUGGACAUCUGUUGCUACGGAUUCGUACAUCACUGUAACAGCCCAUUAUAUCUCGGAUGACUGGCGGUUGUUGUCCCAUGUUUUGCAAACUAGGGCUGUCUACGAGAGUCACACAGGCUCUAAUAUAGCUGACCUAAUACAAAAAGUCGCUGAGGAAUGGCAGUUUCCCACGAGAGACUUGGUGUUAGUGACCGACAACGCAUCAAACAUGGUUGUUGCUGCUCAGCUGGGGGGAUUUGUGCAUGUGCGAUGUUAUGCACACACGCUAAACCUCGCGACUCAGCGAGCGCUCCGCUUGCCCUCUGUUGCCAGACUACUUGGGAAGAUUAGACGUAUUACUGCAUGUUUUCACCGCAGCCCCAUUGCAAAGCACCAGUUCGAGGAGAAGCAAAAGCUGUUAGGCCUGCCUCAUCACAUGCUAAAAACAGACGUCAUUACCAGGUGGAACAGUGCCCUAGACAUGGUGGACAGGUUUUUGGAGCAGCAGCCUGCAAUCUCUGCAGCUUUACUUUCUCAGCAGGUGAGAAGAGGAGAGGCAGACCUCUGCACUUUGAGUGAGCUGGACAUCUCUCAUGCAGAGGAUCUUGUAAAAGCCCUCAAGCCCCUAAAAGAUGCCACAACCCUCAUGUCAGAGGAGGGUAGCCCCACAGUAUCUUUGAUUGCACCCCUCCAUUCACAACUUAUUCAAGACACAAAAAUGACUGUAGGAGAUUCGCCUGUGACCAGAGAAAUCAAGCAGGCUGUCAAUACAGACUUAACUAAAAGAUACAACAGUGAGCAAGAGAAAAACACACUCCACUUGGCCUCCGCUCUGGACCCUCGCUUUAAGAGAUUGCCCUUCCUGACUGAGGAGGACAGAAAGGAAAUAUUCCGCAGAGUCACUGCUGAAGCUGCUGCUUUAGAGCAAAAUCAGGACAACGUAGAGGACGAGAACAACCUAGAGAAUGACACAAUGGAAGGGGACACCACAACCACGCUGGAGGAAGACACAGCCCCGCCUGCCACCAAGAAAUGAGUUUCGGCUUCUCUGCUCCAGAAUGUGUUGGGACAGACAUUUACUCACACCGAUGCUCAGCCA